Hemicordylus capensis (graceful crag lizard) is the source of this 3495-nucleotide messenger RNA. It is a transcript of the gene ASPDH, whose product is annotated as aspartate dehydrogenase domain containing. Gene Ontology annotation, biological process: NAD+ biosynthetic process. Bases 493 to 1338 code for a protein of 281 amino acids. Gene Ontology annotation, molecular function: L-aspartate dehydrogenase [NAD(P)+] activity; NADP binding. Lineage: Eukaryota; Metazoa; Chordata; Lepidosauria; Squamata; Cordylidae. The record is from RefSeq and is a predicted model, not a curated record. The transcript has 6 exons.
UGUGGGUGAUUGGAGGGACUUCUGCAGUUCCCAGGAGCUGGCAGCCAUGUUCACAAGCGAGUCCAGAGGAAAGCAGGGCCAGGGAGAGGCAUGCUGCUGCAUUGCUGAGGGCUGCCUCUCCACUGCUCAUACAGUGCAUUGUGGGAUAUGGGAGGACUUCUUCCUCCCAAUCCCAUUUCAUGAGGUUGCUGCCAUGCUGGUCGUGUGGGUGCACGAGCGACAGAGCCCAUAGGAGGCUCUGAUAGUCUGGGGGAAGGCAGGAUCCUACCUGCCUUCCCCAUAGCUCACCCUACUUUAGUCAUGUGUAUGGCCUCAGUGAGUGAGUGAGAUUUGGGGGGAGGAGGCGACUUUGACUGCGCUUCACCCACUGCACACCACAGGAAGAGACAGCAUAUUACUUCCCCACCGCAGGGGCUUGGGCUGCAACUGUGUUCAUCUUGGGUUGUGUUCAUUAAAUUGCAUUGCAGGAGACAAAUUUGGAGGGCAAUCGGUAUGGGAGAAACAGCGUUGGUUCCAGCAUUCCUGGUGUUUUUCUGCCUCACUUUCUCUCCAGGUCAGUAUCUUGUACAACAGCUCCAAAAAGAUGGUUCCCAACACGGCUUGGAGCUGGCCUUUGUUUGGAACCGGGAUGCCAGCAAGUUGGAGGGGACGGUGCCAGCGGAGCUGCAGUUGGGAGACCUGACAGAUUUCUUGGAGCGCCGUGCUGAUAUCAUUGUUGAAGUGGCCCAUCCCUGCAUUGCCCAGGACCAUGGAGAGUCCUUCCUUAAAGCGGCAGAUUUCAUGGUGGGGUCACCAACAGCUCUGGCAGAUUUCGGCACAGAGCUUAAACUGCGCGAAGCGGCAAGACAAGCUGGGCACACUCUGUAUAUCCCCAGUGGGGCUCUAUGGGGUGGGCAAGACAUCCAAAGGCUGCAUGAUGGAGGGAUGCUCCAGGCCUUGACCGUCACCAUGGUGAAACAUCCAGACAGUUUCCGGCUGGGGGGGCACCUGGGAGAGCUUGUGCAGGGGGCCCAGCAGGAGCGCAAGGUGCUCUAUUAUGGCCCCGUGCGCGGACUGUGUCCCCUGGCCCCAAAUAAUGUCAACACCAUGGCGGCCGCCUGUAUGGCCGCCCCCAGCCUGGGAUUUGAUGGCGUAAAAGGCUGUCUCGUAGCUGAUCCUAACCUCCCUGACUAUCACGUGGUGGAGAUUGAGGCAACCGGGCCAGGUGGAUUCUCCGUCAGCACCAGGCGCAAGAACCCUGCUGCCUGCGGGGCUGUCACGGGGGCGGCCACCUUUGUGGCUUUCUGGAGCAGCUUAUUGGUAUGUCAGGGCCAUGGAGGCCGAGUCUAUCUUUGCUGAGCCCUAGUGUCUCCCUAUAUUCUCAAGAGGAUACAGAAAAGAUACCUCUUGACUGUGGCAAUGACAGAGAUUGAGAAGGCAGGAACAGACAGCAACAGCUGGUUGAAGAAGAUGGAUAAGCUUUCCCCUGUAUCUUGCUGCUUGUCAUCAAUCCAACAAUUCUACAGGCAUCCAUCUAGCAAUGUCUGCAACUACCACUCCAUCUAAUUCUGAAAUGCUGGCCUUUCUCCACAACUAGGAAGGAACAUUUGACUGUGCAAAAAAAGAUUCAGCCAACCAGCCACUAACAUAUUGGUUAAAUACUGACCACCUAAUAGUCAAGCAUUUUAAAAAUAUUUGCUUUAUUCAAACAACAAAAAAGGUAUUUUUAUUUAUCAACAGCUUUAAUACCUGUGCUCUUGACAGAAAGGCACUAGGUUGGUUCUCAUGAUGAUUCUGCCACCAAAAGUCAGGAGGAGGAGGAGGCAUGGCGUUUCCCCAGCAGGAAGUUAAGUUGUUAUUUACGUACCGUGUUUCCCCGAAAAUAAGACAGUGUCUUAUAUUAAUUUUAGCCCCCCAAAAUGCACUAGGGCAAUUAGCAGUACAUCAGAAAUUGCUGCUAGGUCUUACUUUCGGGGUAGGUCUUACUUUCGGGGAAACAGGGUAGUAACCACCUUAGCCUCAUGGAGUAUUUGGUCAUGGUCAAAUACUGUAUUUACCCGAAUAGAAGACUAAAGGAAAGGAAAGGAAAGGAAAGGAAAGGAAAGGAAAGGUUGUGCCAUUGAGUUGGUGUUGACUCCUAGCGAUCGCAUAGAUUUGUCUAUCCAUGUGAUUUUCUUGGUCUCAGGAGUGGUUUACCAGUGCCUCCUCCCUCACAGUAUGAGAUGAUGCCUUCAGCCCCUUCCUGUAUCUCUGCUGACUAAUAUAGGUGACUACAGAUAUAUUUACUAGGCACAGUCUGGGAAGCACACCAGCAGGGAUUUGAACUAAUAGCCUCUUGCACUCUAGGCAAGCUGCUUCUCCACUGUACCAUCACAGCUGAACCUCCUUAAAAAAUAGGUUAAAUACCGGUAUUGACCCAAAAGGAAGAGGACCCUGAAUUUAAGAUUACUCUCCAAUUUCUAACAUCAAAGAACUGGGGAAAACCUUGAGGCUGUUCUCAUGCACAGCCCAAUCCAGGCGCAGCCCAACUCAGGUAAAAGCGCUCCCUUACUCUCGGCUACCUGCUCGUGUGCGAGUAGGGGCUGUUUCCAGCAUGGCCACACACAGAGAUGGGAGCUCUCUCAGGGGAAUCCACCAAAUGCAUCGCACAUGUCACAUGGUGCAUUUUGGGAUUCUCGGAGGCCAGGAUGAGGACCGACCUCAGAUCAGUCCUCCCUGUACCACACUGCAAGGAGCAGGGCUGAUUGUGUGGGACAACAGAACACACUCUCACUAGGCAACGAAGGAUCGUCUGGGGGGAAGGCAAGGUUUGGGAAGCCUGCCCGCCUGCCUAGUAGGUUGUGUGAAUUGCCCCCUUGUCUUGGAUUCAGGCUUGUUCUCCAGAACGACAGCCAGCUAGGAAGAGCAUCCAGCCCGCUUCAAGCCCUGUGUGCGCUCCUGAAAAACAGUCAUGUGUUGGCAGAAACUGAAAUGGGAGGAGGGAAAGUGACUGUGUACUAGCCACGAACUGGGUAGGACAGCGGGGCCAACCAACCUGGUUUACCCAGCAUUGUAUCACGGGUGGUGGGAAAGCAUGUCCUACACUGUUCUAUCCAGAUCACAGCCACGAUCACUUCCCCCUCCUCCCACCUUGAUUUUUGCCAAUUCACGACCAUUCUCUGGAGCACACACAAGGCAUGGAGCCUGGCUGGAUGCUCCUCCUACCCUGAGUUUGAUCUUGAGCACCUGCCUAGAAUUUGGUCAACUGACAAACAAGCCCGUUCAAUCCCCAACCCAUCCAGUUUUCAUUCCAUCCAGUCCUCUGAUCUUCCUCCCACUAUCCAUCUGCACAAAACAUCUUAAGACUACAAUGUUAUACACACUUCCUUGUUGGGAGCAAGUCAGAAUGCUCAUUAGAGACAAAUCUCAAGAAAGCCUUUCUUGUAAUACAAGGAGGUUUUAGAAGAACAUCUAUUCUCCAUCUUUUCUCCUGGCCUCUUUCUUUUUGUAGUCAUUAAACUUUAAUUUGCAUUUGUA